AGCGGCCCCGGCUUCCGUGCAGACGCCCAGCAGCCGGCGCGCCGCCGCCCGGCCACCUCCGGCGCCUUCUCCCCCCAGCCCUGCGCUCCUGCCCCAACUCACGCUGCCCUCGGACCCCAGCUGUCCCGUCGCGCUCAGCGCCGGAAGCUCGCCGGGCCGACGCCCAGGAGACCCCCUGCCUCGGCCGCGGCUCCUGGAGGGCCGAUAGCCCACCCGCCCCGGCCCGCCUGAGGACGGGGGCGCCUUCAUGCGGCCCCCACCCCCCUCACUCCUCCGCCGCCGCCUCCGAGCUCCGCGCGCUGCGCCCCAGCCCCAGCAGGGCACGCAACUUUGGAAGUCCCGCGGCGCUCCGAGAGGCGGCAGAGUCCGCACCCUGGCCCCAGCGCGCGCCCCGCCGGCCCCGCCGCGUCUGGGGGAAGAGAGAGAGUCGGUAAUCGCUUCGGGGAUGUAAGGAGACAGACAUAGGACCCUGAGCCAGCAUCAGCACCUCUCGGCUGCCUCCCGGGGUGGGGGCGGGCCCCGCACACGGUAAGACCUCCCUCUUGCUUUUGCUCAGGCUCAAGAGUCAAAGAUAUAGAUACAGAUAUAUUUCCUGUUAUCCUUCCAAGUCAUCAGGCCACCGCUGAUUUUUGUUCUCUCUUCUUGAAGAAUCAAUCUCUCUUUCCCCAUCGGCUCGACCUACUCUCUCCCGCCGCUUAGAAAUAAAACUUGGCUGUGUUUAGGAGCUGGGAGCCAGAAGGCACCGACCCCGAGCGCCCGAAGCGCGGGACCGGGCGCGGUUCGCGGGAGCCGGGCCCAUGGGCCGUUAGCGGUCCCCCAGCUCGGGCCCGGCCUCCCUGAGGCCCCUUCUCCAUGUGAGGCGCGGCGGGGCGAGCGGGGCGCAGGGGGAAGAGGAGGACCCACGGGCGCCGGGCCGGAAGGCAGCUGGCAGCAGGCCCAGGCGAGCGGGCACCCGCGUUCAUGUUCCGCCAGGAGCAGCCACUGGCCGAGGGCAGCUUCGCGCCCAUGGGCUCUCUGCAGCCGGAUGCGGGCAACGCGAGCUGGAACGGGACCGAAGCCCCGGGGGGCGGCGCCCGGGCCACCCCCUACUCCCUGCAGGUGACUCUGACGCUGGUGUGCCUGGCCGGCCUGCUCAUGCUGUUCACUGUGUUCGGUAACGUGCUUGUCAUCAUUGCCGUGUUCACAAGCCGCGCGCUCAAGGCGCCCCAGAACCUCUUCCUGGUGUCUCUGGCCUCGGCCGACAUCCUGGUGGCCACGCUUGUGAUCCCUUUCUCGCUGGCCAACGAGGUCAUGGGCUACUGGUACUUCGGCAAGGCGUGGUGUGAAAUCUACCUGGCGCUCGACGUGCUCUUCUGCACGUCGUCCAUCGUGCACCUGUGUGCCAUCAGCCUGGAUCGUUACUGGUCCAUCACCCAGGCCAUAGAAUACAACCUGAAGCGCACGCCACGCCGCAUCAAGGCCAUCAUCGUCACCGUGUGGGUCAUCUCGGCCGUCAUCUCCUUCCCGCCCCUCAUCUCCAUCGAGAAGAAGAGAGGCAGCGGUGGCCAGCAGCCGGACGAACCGCACUGCAAGAUCAACGACCAGAAGUGGUACGUCAUCUCGUCGUGCAUCGGCUCCUUCUUCGCGCCCUGCCUCAUCAUGAUCCUGGUCUACGUGCGCAUCUACCAGAUCGCCAAGCGCCGCACCCGCGUGCCGCCCAGUCGCCGGGGUCCUGAAGCCGCCGCCGCGCCGCCACGGGGCGCCGAGCGCAGGCCCAACGGCCUAGGCCCGGAGCGCGGCGUGGGCCCAGGGGGCGCCGAGGUCGAGUCGCUGCCGGCCCAGCUCAACGGUGCCCCGGGGGAGCCAGCGCCCGCAGGGCCGCGGGAGGCCGACGCGCUGGACCUCGAGGAGAGCUCUUCGUCGGAGCACGCCGAGCGGCCCGCGGGGCCCCGCAGGUCCGAGCGCGGUCCCCGGGCCAAGGGCAAGGCCCGGGCGAGCCAGGUGAAGCCCGGGGACAGCCUGCCGCGGCGCGGGCCGGGGGCGACGGGGCCGGGGACACCCGCGGCCGGGCACGGGGAGGAGCGCGGCGGGGGCGCCAAGGCGUCGCGCUGGCGCGGGCGGCAGAACCGCGAGAAGCGCUUCACCUUCGUGCUGGCGGUGGUCAUCGGCGUGUUCGUGGUGUGCUGGUUCCCCUUCUUCUUCACCUACACGCUCACGGCCGUCGGCUGCUCGGUGCCGCGCACGCUCUUCAAGUUCUUCUUCUGGUUCGGCUACUGCAACAGCUCGCUGAACCCUGUCAUCUACACCAUCUUCAAUCACGACUUCCGCCGCGCCUUCAAGAAGAUCCUCUGCCGGGGGGACAGGAAGCGGAUCGUGUGAGCCUGGAGUCCGCGCCCCGCGAACAGACCCGUGCCGAGCGCGGCAGCUGAGAUCCAGGGGCGCGUCUACGCAGUCCCAGCACUCCGAAACCCGGGUCCUGCCUAUUCUGAGUUUCUUGGCCCGAGGGUUGUCCUGCCGGCAUCUGCGCUCUCCUACCAGAGAAAAGUACUGGCUGGGAGGGCCACACGGUCCCCCUCCCCCAGUUGUUGUUAAAGCUGCUUCUGACUCCGAGCCAUCUUCCUGGGUCCUUGGGCAGCCCCCAAAUCAGUAUUGUUUCCUAAAAGUAUUUUCACGAGAGCCCAGAGGGAAUGGCUCACAAAGGGUUAAUAGAUGGGGGUACCCAGCCCUGGCUCUCCCCAUCCCCCAAGUCUAUUUUUAAACAAAAGCUCAGGGCAGCCCUGCCCUCCCUCCUACCCCCUCCCUUGUAAACAUGCACUAUUUUUGAUAGUACAUGGGGGUGGGGGUGGUCCCCAAUGUCGCUCGGCCUUUGAUGUUGGAAUCCUGGCUGUUGGAGAUGCCCUCCAGGCAGACACAUCGUGUCUAGUUCAGGGCAAGCCUCUUUGCAAUGUGAGCCCUUUUCUGGUGUCAUUACCUCCCUCUGUGUCCCUUUCACCAGCAACUGGUGACUGUCCCUUGGGACUGGACCUGCUUUGAGAUUUCCUGAGGGGGAACAGAUUUCUGUCCUUUUUUCCCCCCUGUGCCUAACAGCAUAAUUGCCUUUUCCCGUGUAAAUAUUACAAUGAUGGACCAAGACAGAAGUAAAUGAACCUUUCUGCCUUGCAGCAGCCCUGUGUAUAAAGCCAUUAUCCUCUGAUGCAUCCCACUUCGCCCCAGUACCUCACUUUAAAACCUUCUCUUUCCAGUAUCCCCUCCCCCCUUCGUCUGGGGCCACUGCUUGAAAAAUAUGUAUGUUUCCAUCUUGUAUGUAUGUGCACCCCUCCCUCCCCCAAAGUGCUGACUGUGGAAAAUCUUUUACCUGCUGUUUUUAGACACAGAGAAGUGGAAAUUAUGUGGAAGAAGCAAACCUGAUACAAUUUGCUCAAGGUAAACAGUUUGAAGAGACAAAUGGGCCUGCCAGACUGUACAGUUCCUGCCCCAAGAGCUCUUAGGUAUCAAAGUGUGGUCCAUUUUUCCUCCUUGUUUUUCCGGUUGAGAUCAAGUCAUUGAUGAACUCCCAAAGUCAAGGGAGGAGGGCGGAGACCUUGUUUACAUCCAAGUUUCCCCAUGUUUUAGACAGAGACUCUUUAAGGCCUGCACUCUAUUUCACUAAAGAAAAACUAACGUCAGCACAUGUUGCUAAUGACAGCGGAUUUUUUUUUAAAAUAAAAAGUUUACAGAUCAAAUGUGAAAUAAAUAUGAGUUAAAUGGUCUGUCUGUUAUCUGAGUUUUCCACAGCAU
Messenger RNA from Hippopotamus amphibius kiboko, 3756 nucleotides. RefSeq names its product adrenoceptor alpha 2A (gene ADRA2A). Gene Ontology annotation, molecular function: alpha2-adrenergic receptor activity. The record is from RefSeq and is a predicted model, not a curated record. The coding region runs from base 961 to 2358 and encodes 465 amino acids. NCBI's taxonomy places the organism in Eukaryota, Metazoa, Chordata, Mammalia, Artiodactyla, Hippopotamidae. Gene Ontology annotation, biological process: regulation of smooth muscle contraction; regulation of vasoconstriction; platelet activation. The transcript has a single exon. Gene Ontology annotation, cellular component: membrane.